Molecule: messenger RNA, 414 nt
Organism: Auanema sp. JU1783
Lineage: Eukaryota; Metazoa; Nematoda; Chromadorea; Rhabditida; Rhabditidae
Source: the annotation of a GenBank genome assembly
AUGCCUCUUGUAACGAUGGAACGCGUUGAGACAUUCUCAUCUGCACAUCGUCUUCAUUCACAUAAACUGUCAGAUGAAGAGAAUAAGACUGUCUAUGGGAAAUGCAAUAAUACAAAUGGACAUGGACACAACUAUGUUUGGAGAGUCAUUCUCAAAGGAGAGCUUGACCAGACGACGGGAAUGGUUUUCGAUUUGGCAGAACUGAAGAAGUGUAUGGCUAUCGUUCUCGACACAAUCGACCAUCGGAAUAUUGAUAAAGAUAUUGCGUAUUUCAAAAAUGUGCCGAGCACUUCCGAGAACGUCUGCAUCUACUUGUGGGAGGAGCUGAAGAAACACUUAAGACAACCAAAUAUAUUAUAUAAAUGUGUUGUUGAAGAAACACCCAAAAACAUAUUUUCAUAUAAAGGAAAAUAA